AUGGAUACUAGGUUCUUCCUACUGUCAUGCCUUCUCAUCACGGGGACAGCUCAGAAUCCAACACCGCGAAGAGUCCAGGCAAGUGGCGUCCCAUCUGCCACUGCGCCUGCGCCCCAGAUCGAUGCUCACCACCCUUGGGACAACACUCAUUGCGAUUUAUCGCCAGAAGAGCACACAGAACUUUCCGAGAUUGCAUCUCGCGUCAUGCAACUGCCAUGGUCAUCCCUCGCAAAUUGCGUGUCUGACGGAUCCAUCUCGGAGGCGCCAGAAUGUGGAGCACUGCGAGAGGUUGCAGACUUCCUUCAAUCAAAAUGCUUCACACCACCAGACGACCUGCUCUCAGACAGUCGCAAAGACAACAGCGUCAACAAUGGUAGCUCUUGGACCGCAUCCCGUGACGUUGAAGACUCACUCGACGACACGAGUGCUCCAAAAAUCACAUGGCUGGCGAGACGUAUCGCACGGCUGAUAGAGGAGGACGCGGAGACGGGCGAUACGUAUCCCCCAGUCUUCAAGCCAAUCUAUGACUACUGUGAUGUUCUGGAGAAUCCGGAAGAACACACAACAUGCAUUUCCAAGAUACUGGAAGAUAAAUUGCGCGAGAGGGCACCGUGGGAAAUUGAGAUGUUCGAACGUGCUUGGUGCAAAAAGGAACCGUGGAUUCGGGAAUGUCAGAAAUCGGAUGCAAGUCCCGCCCGGAAAACUUCAUCCGAGUCUGUCACUAUCGACAGUGACCUAGUUGAUGAGGGCAUCGAUGAGAGUAUCGAUCGGCACGGUGUGCUCCCGUCCCUUGACGAUGUUGGCUUUCUUCUCCGACGACGCCAGUAG
This is a messenger RNA of Diaporthe amygdali, 828 nucleotides long. RefSeq lists its product as uncharacterized. NCBI's taxonomy places the organism in Eukaryota, Fungi, Ascomycota, Sordariomycetes, Diaporthales, Diaporthaceae. The transcript has a single exon. The coding region runs from base 1 to 828 and encodes 275 amino acids. The record is from RefSeq and is a predicted model, not a curated record.